Messenger RNA from Acipenser ruthenus (sterlet), 7471 nucleotides. RefSeq names its product leucine-rich repeats and immunoglobulin-like domains protein 1. Lineage: Eukaryota; Metazoa; Chordata; Actinopteri; Acipenseriformes; Acipenseridae. The coding region runs from base 1097 to 4339 and encodes 1080 amino acids. The transcript is spliced from 19 exons. Gene Ontology annotation, molecular function: protein binding. The record is from RefSeq and is a predicted model, not a curated record.
AGCUGACGAGCGUACACGUUUCUAAGAGCCGGGUAGCCAAUAGAAGGCAAAGAUGGGCGGUUUCAGAACGCUGUGAUGUAUCCAACGUGGGUUCAGAAGCUAGCGCUCUGAAGAAAAAAAAAAAAAUCUGAUGUUGCUUACGAUCUGAAGUGGGGGGAAUCAAUUUGGUAACAAUCGUAUUGCGGCGAUAGAGUACAGUUGAUAAGCAACUGUACGAAACUCGUGGAGUGUGGACUGCGAAGCGUAGAAGCGAGAUACUGAGUUGACGUGCGGGCUGGAAAGGUGUUUGUAGUGAAAGACGUGGAGCAGCAACAACUGAGAAAUAAUCUUGAUCAUCAAAUAGAUCGUCCUGCUACAUUUCACUUAUCAGUAGUAGGCUGUUGCAAUAUUGGAACUUGUUACAAUUCUGUAAAAACUGUGUCUGUAAAAACAUGAUACACAUGUAGCCUGCUUCUGAAAAGUUUUCUCACAUAUCAUUGUUUCCAGAAAAGUGACAAGCUGGAUCGUAUCUUUGAAUAUCUGCAAGAAAUCUACCACUCCAUCAGCAUGAUGAAUAUUUUACAUAUUUUCCACGGAAGAAGUAACACGCUUUGAUGUAGAGAUUUUGCAUAGUUGGUGUGCAAAAUAGAGUCGGCUUUUUCGGAGAAUUUGCACGUUUGGAAAAGAAAACAAUUGAUUUUUUUUUUUCUCAUACGUUUUAAACAAAACAUCGCUGGGAGAAACCGUGAGCCUGUCUGACAGAUCUCGUCUCUUGCAUCCUUUUAAGGGCAGCCGCUUUCGACAUGCAUUUAGUUUUGGCCGGCAGACAAGUUUCUUGUAUUUCUUUGUAAAUCGCAAACCACUUUUUAAUUUUGCAAUAGAGUGCAGUUCGGUUAUCACAGAGCUGCUGGGAGUAGCUAACUAGUUUCACAAGGAGAAUCGGGACAUGCAAGCGGCUUUAACUUUCAUCAAUGGGCUAAUGAAUACCGAGCCUGCAAAUGCGAAUGCGAUUUGUCUAUAAUAACCACUAAUUGUGUGUGUGUGUGUGUGUUUUUUUUAAAGCUGUUCCAAUCUGUAGUUCAUCUGAGCUGUAGACUAUUAUUAAGCUGGAUACAAAAUGGCGGCCUCGUUGGGACAAAUUGGAUUGUUGCCUUAUUAUUUUCCGUAUUUAAUUUGUAUUCUGGAACUGUUUAUCUCCUCCGGGUUCAGCAUAGAUUUGCAGUGUCCUUUGAAUUGUACAUGCACUGGAAACCUGGUAGACUGUAGCAAUUUGGGGCUGACGGACACUCCAUUGGAUCUCCCACCCUGGACUUCCUAUCUAAACCUGAGCUUCAACAAGCUGACAGCGAUCGAUCAGGCUGCCCUCUCUGAGCUGCCGAACCUGCGGGAGUUACGGCUUGGUCACAAUGAGCUGACAGUCAUCCCUUCAAUAGGAGCCAGUUCAUCAAACAUUGUCUCUCUUUAUCUGCACCACAAUAGGAUUCGCAGCAUAGAGUCAAGCCAGCUAAAGCCUUUCGUCUCCUUGGAAACCUUGGAUCUAACUUCCAAUGAGAUCACUGAAAUACGAAGCACCUGUUUUCCAUCGGGACUGCAGCUCAAAGACAUAUAUCUGGGCAGUAACAAAAUAGGUCUCCUGGAGCCUGGUGCUUUCGAUAACCUGUCACGUUCCUUGCAAGUACUUCGUUUGAGCAGAAACAGGAUUGCCCAACUUCCUGUCAAAGCAUUCAAGUUACCCCGGCUAACACAAUUAGAGCUGAACCGGAACAGAAUCCGCUUGAUUGAAGGCCUGACUUUCCAAGGAUUGGACAGUUUAGAAGUGCUGAAGCUACAGAGGAACAACAUAAACAAGCUCACCGACGGGGCCUUCUGGGGACUCGCUGGAAUGCAAGUGCUCCAUCUCGACUACAACAGCCUGACUGAAGUGAACAGUGGCUCGCUGUAUGGGCUCUCCUCUCUCCAUCAGCUGUACUUAGGCAACAACUCCAUAUCACGCAUCAAUCCUGAUGGCUGGGGGUUCUGCCAAAAACUGCAUGAGCUGGUUCUGUCCUACAACAACCUGACACGGCUGAACGAGGGCAGCCUGGCUGGGCUGGGGGGGCUGCACAUCCUCCGACUGAGUCACAACUCCAUCAGCCACCUCUCCGAGGGGGCUUUCCGGGGACUCAAGGCCCUGCGCUCACUGGAGCUGGACCAUAAUGAGAUCUCUGGGACAAUAGAAGACACCAAUGGGGUCUUCUCAAGCCUGGGUAGCCUGAACAAGCUAACUCUGUUUGGAAACAAGAUCAAGUCAGUGGCCAAGAAAGCAUUCUCAGGCUUAGAGGCCCUCGAGCACCUGAAUUUGGGGAACAAUGCAAUCCGCUCCAUCCAGCCUGAUGCCUUUGCUAAAAUGAAGCGUUUAAAGGAACUACUCCUCAACAGUGACAGUUUCCUUUGUGAUUGCCAGCUGAAGUGGUUACCCCAGUGGCUCAGCGGGAAGAAAUUCAAGUCCAGUGUCGUAGCCUCGUGUUCCCACCCAGAGUCCUUACAAAGCAGAAGCAUUUUCAGUGUCCCUGCAGACAGCUUUGUGUGUGAUGAUGUUCCGAAGCCACAGAUCACUCUCCAGCCCGAGACCACAAUGGGAGUGCUGGGGAAAGACAUCCGUUUUACCUGCACGGCGGCCAGCAGCAGCACCUCGCCAAUGAGCUUUGCUUGGCGCAAAGACCAGGAGCUCCUGCGCGAUGCGGACAUGGAGAACUUUGCUCACGUGCGGGCCAAGGACGGCGAGGUGAUGGAGUACACCACCAUCCUGCACCUGCGUCAUGUAACCUUCGCACACGAGGGCCGCUACCAGUGUAUCAUCACCAACCACUUUGGAUCCACCUACUCGAACAAAGCGCGUCUCACUGUCAAUGUCCUUCCCUCCUUUAUCAAGAUGCCACAAGACAUCACAAUCCGCACUGGCACCACGGCCCGGCUGGAGUGUGCUGCAGAGGGGCACCCGUCUCCUACCAUUGCCUGGCAGAAAGACGGGGGCACCGACUUCCCAGCCGCACGGGAGCGGCGCAUGCAUGUGAUGCCCGAUGACGAUGUCUUCUUUAUCAUGAACGUGAAGAUUGAGGAUAUGGGCGUCUACAGCUGUACAGCGCAGAACAUAGCUGGUACCCUCUCCGCCAAUGCCACUCUGUCUGUGCUGGAGACGCCUUACUUGGUUCAGGCGCUGGAAGAUCACACUGUGGCAGUGGGGGAGACGGUGGCACUGCAGUGCAAAGCGAUGGGCAGCCCCCUCCCCCGGAUCAGCUGGCUGAAGGGGGACGAGCCCCUGCAACUGACUGAGCGCUACCACUUUACUCCUGGCAAUCAGCUGCUCAUAAUCCGCAACGCGGUGCAGGAAGACGCUGGCAAGUACACCUGCGUGAUGUCCAACACCCUGGGGACCGAGCGAGCUCACAGCCAGCUCAGUGUUCAGCAAGCAAGCGGCUGUGUGGUCAGCAGGAAGGAUGGCACCAUGACUGUGGGCAUCAUCAUCAUCGCUGUGGUCUGCAGCAUCGUCAUUACCUCGCUGGUCUGGGUCUGCAUCAUCUACCAGACCAGGAAGAAGAGUGAAGAAUACAGUGUCACUAAUACAGAUGAAACCAUUGUCCCUCCAGAUGUCCCAAGUUACCUGUCUUCUCAAGGAACUCUGUCCGAUCGACAGGAAGUGUGCAUCAGUGUGGAAACCAGCAAAGGUCCUCAGCCCAAUGGACACAUUGAGAGCAAUGGUAUUUGCCAGAGUGAUGCAGGAGGAUGUCAAGACAUGGAAAACCACAUGGCCUGUAGAAGAAAAGAAGAUGACACAGCAAGGCCAGAAAACGCAGCUGGGUAUGGAGUUCAAGUGAUCUGCAGCGAUUGUUUGGAUAAUGCCAACACUUACUCCAGAGAUCAAGAAUAUUACCCUCAGAACUUCAGACCGGAAGAUCACUCUCAUCAACAAGCACUUGGCAGCACAGGAUCAUGCAGGGCUGACCUGGAAGAUUCAGGCCCUGAGAAUCACCAGCACUACAAUGGGACUGUCAGUAGUUUGGAAAGAGAAGGCCCUAUGUAUCCUAGCAACCAUGACAGGAUGACAGCACAAACACAGAAAGGACCGUCACUGAAACAUUUUGACAUCAAUGGUUCCCAUUCACAACCUAUAGAAACUUCAGGACCACUCAGUACUGUCUGCCCUCCAUCUUUAGAAGAUUCAUUCCACGAACCAAUUAAAUUAACCGGUCUUCCUCAGACCUCAUUGGACAAUAAAUGUGAGGUCGAAGCCAGACAGGCAUUGCCUCCUAAUGGACACCUACCCAUGCUAUGUGACUCCAAUAUUAGCGAGAGUAUUCCAUUGAGGAGAGCCAGUGAUUGAAAGGAUGGCCAUAAAAACUGCUUUUCCUCUUUGCACUGAAAACCCUUUAUUUAUUGUUUUUGAGACACUACCUCAACUUUGAAACCAGAAGCUCUCCAAGGAAAGGGCAUCAGAAGUUUGAGGACAUUGCUUGUUUGAGCGUUUUUGAGUUGUACAUAAUUGUAAUCUUCCCAGAGUUAUCAUUUGUAGUUCAACAGUUGAUGUGCAUUUGAUGCACGCAAAUGUAGAGAAUAUUGUACAAAGAGAGAGUUUUAUUGAACAUGGCUUGUACAUAAGAGUUUUCAUAUAUCUUUUACAAAGGAUAUUUUAAUCUUUAUUCAGUGCAUGAAUAACUGAGUGGAUUCUUUUUUUUUUUUUUUUUUCCAAUUUCUAAACAGAAAAAAAGUACUGUCUGGUGCCUUACUGCAUGAACCCUAAGUACACUCAUAAGAAUCCACUUCUCACAACAUUUGCUCAAUUACAAAUAUAUAUUUUAAAAGGAUAUUGGAAAGAUCACCAGCACACGUUCCUUCAGUUUUUAAUUGCACUUCUAGGUUUAGUUUUAAUUUUAUAAAGAAUUAUAAUGCUGGUGGUUUAUGGCCUUAAACACACUUCUCAUUAACUGAAUUUUACAGUGGAAGAGCUUUGAUUUGACUUCUCAUUGGUGUGGAAAUGAAUGUAAACCCUAUACAUUUGUGUGAAAACAAAGAGGAACAUCUUAUUUUCAAGCACUUUGUCUGCUGAACCUUAUUUUGGAUUUCAAAAGUUGGUGAAAAACAGGUUGCAAAAUGUUUGGCCUACGCAAUGCAAUAACAUUUACAAAGGCAAUUUUACCUUCAUGUAAAUCUACAGUUUGCAGACUAAAAUUGUGUUUUUAAUAAUUUAGCUUUUCUGUUAUGUCACAAUGUUUGAAAGUCACUCUGCUAGUAUUGCAACUCUUUAGUCAAAGUACCACCAGCUUUGGCUCAUCCAGUUAAAGCAUUGCCGCUGGCAGCGCAGGAUGAGUCACACAACUUGGAUGGUGCUGGCGCCGGUUUGUGUCCAGGCUGUGCAAAGAGGCCGAACUUUACUGGGGACCCCGAGGGGGGUGUCACAUUGGCUCUGACGCUCCCAGGGUGGGGGAUGGGGAAACCGGCAGGGACUCUUUCUCCUCAUCGCGCAACAGCGAACCCUACUGGCCAGACACCGAGCACAUUCAGAGUGGAUAAAAGCAGGGCUGAUCUCUGUGCUCCGGGAUUGGUAGCCAGACCACCUCUGCUCUGGAUUGCUCGGCGUAAAAGCGGUUCUGGCUUUAGGCUUGUGAGAGCGGAGGAUGCGCACACGCCCUCAGAACGUCUGUGCUGUGUGGGGACCCUCUGCGGUGAGGAGAAAAAACAGAAUUGGACAUUCCAAAUUGUGUGGAAAAAUAACUACAAAUGAAUAAUUGGUCACUCAAUUUAAAAACAAAACAAAAACAAAAAAGCACCACCAACUUUUGUUAAAUGCUGUACUUUUACAAAGAGGUGAAACUAAAAGCCUCAGACCAUUUCAUUCACAAAUCUCAGCUAUGUACGGUACAUUAAUUCGUAAUAAACCUACACAUUUUCAUUUAAAUGCCAAAAUCAAACUUUUAAAUCAAUAUUCAAUCAAUCCAUUUUUAAUAUGGUCUAAUGUAAGGGUUUUUAAUAUAAGGUUGUUUCUGGUUUUCAUAGUGCUUAUCCCAAAGCCCAAAGAUUUUGAGACUAUUAAUCUCCCCUGUAAUUUGCUCCACAUUUUAAAGUACAUAUCUCUGAUUCCUAUUGGCUCUUUAGGGGAUCUUUAUUCAUGUCACCACAUAUUUAGUAUAUUAUAUAUAAAUGAAGUAUGACAGAAAUGUCUUUAAUGCUCAGGAUGCAAUUCCUUUUCAUGUAUCCUGUAGUUAUAUUUGAAAUUGGAAUAAAUUGAGCUGUUAACCUGAACACUAUCUGGUAUCCAAGCUCUUCCAUACAGAAUCGUUUUACAUGUGUAAAAGCUGCUGCAGCUGGUGUUGGUUACCUGUGGACAUUAUCAGUUUGUGUAUAUUUAAAAAAAAUGUUUUAAUAUUAUUACAUGUUUGUUAAACUGUAGUGGUAGUAACACAUAUGGACCACUUGGACAAAUAAGAAUCUUAUUUGGGUUAUAAGUAACAUGAGACAGCAACACAUUAUUUUCCAAGCUACUUGUCUUGAUCAUUCUAGUCUGUUUUUGAUUCUCGACAGAAUUGCACUAUAGGUAGCUUAUAUGAGUGCCAAUGUACUGUUGAUGUUGUGGGGAAGUGAAAGGAUGUGUAAUAUUAAGGAAAAUACCUGCAGAAUAAAACUUGCAGCUGUGAUUCAAAGAAACAAACCAGAGAUUUAUCAAAUUGUUUGCAAAUUGGAAGCAAGAUGUUAGACCUGGACAAUGAUGUGAAAUAAUCUGUAUUCAAACUGUUGGCAGAAAAAUAUUUACCCCUCUCGAAGCAAUUGUUAUUGAAAACACAAAAUUGCCUCAAAUACAAGGGUAAAAAGCUCAACAUUGCAUUAUUUUUAAGAGAUUGUUUUUUUUACUGCCACAACAAAUAUGUGCUGCUUCCGAGAGACAAAGGGAGAGUGUCGCUUUUCUGUACAAAACUAUUUAUUUAUAUAAACUUUGGUAAAAAAAAAGAUUGUACAUGGACAAGAACAAGUGUCUAACGUGACACUGAAGUGUCUUUAUUAAAAACCCAAUUAUAAUAUGACAUGGUGUCUUUGCAUCAUUGCUCACACUCAUUUUUUUUAAAAAAGGACAUUCUUAUAAUAAGAUUUCCUAAAACUAAAGUUAUUAUUUUAAACCCACCAUUUGUCAGCUUCAAUUGACAUGUAAAAAGGUUUUCCGAAAGCAAUACGUUACAAUUAGUGCAACAACACAACGUUAGUACAGAGCUUGUGCUCAUCUGUGUUCAUUUUACAGCUUUUCUGUUUGCAAUUAUCUGCAUAUUCCAUAGGUCUAAUAACUGUGUAUCAUUCCAGGAAACGUGGAAUUGCCUGCUUAUGCCAUUUUCACAGGUCAAAUGUUUUCAUUUAAUUCAAAUUGGGGCCAAUCCAUAUAACUGCUGCAUCUGUGAAUUGAAAUUGGAGCCACUUUUGCCUCUAUUUUCUUACUGUGCAACCCUAAUAAACUGCAAUUAUUUCAAGGGAA